AAAAGCAUACCCACUCGAGCAAUUGCAGUAGCUACUACACAGCAGCAGCUCGCGAUGGCUCAUGCCUUGGGCAUCCUCCUCCUCCUCCUCCUGGUCUCCUCGUCCGCCAGCUCUGCCUUCGCCGACGCAGUGCUCGGACGGAAGGCCGGCGUCAUUCUCGAGGAGCCCAAGCUGGUGGCGACGCCAGGGAAGUACGCCGUGAUCUUUGACGCUGGUAGCACGGGCACGCGUGUCCAUGUCUUUCAGUUUGACAAGAAGAUGGACCUCGUCGAGAUCGGCGACGACAUCGAGCUCUAUGCCAAGGUGGAACCGGGACUGAGUUCAUAUGCCGGACGGCCACAAGAAGCGGCCAAGUCUAUCAUACCUCUGCUUGACAAGGCCAAGAGCACUGUGCCUCGGUGGCUCAUGGGAGAAACACCCGUUAAAUUAGGGGCCACGGCCGGACUCAGGCUUAUCGGGGAUGACAAGGCAGAGCAAAUUCUUGAAGCAGUCAGGGAUGUUAUCCACAGCAAGAGCAAAUUUCAGUACAAUCCUAGUUGGAUCAAUGUUAUCGAGGGAUCUCAGGAAGGAUCUUACAUAUGGGUUGCUCUAAAUUAUUUGUUGGGUAAACUGGGAGGAGACUACGUCAAGACAGUAGGUGUGAUUGACCUUGGAGGUGGGUCCGUGCAGAUGACAUAUGCCAUCUCUUCAGCUGCUGCUGCCGCCGCUCCCAUAGUGUCUGACGGGAAGGAACCGUACGUCACCAAAGAGUAUCUCAAAGGAAGAAACUACAAUGUCUAUGCUUACAGGUUGGACCCUAUAGCUCUCCUUUGUUAUUUUACUUACUACGUUGGUCUUAAUUACUGCAAUUCUACAAGGCCCUAUGAUACAUAUAGCUUCCCUAAUUAAGCUCCUCUUUUAGUUUACUUACAUGGAUCUUAAUUGGUGCAAUGCUACAAUGCUUGAUCGGUGGUAAAUUUUGAACUAAACAAGGAUUGCAGGCACAUAUACACCGGUUAAUUUUGGACAUGAUUCUAGGAUAACAGAAUCGCCGACUCGGUUAGAAAUAUAUCAUGUAAAACCAACUAUUACUCUUUCUGCAGCAAUAUAUAGAACAGGUUAUAGUUGUAUGACAUAACUAACAAUCAUACAUAGUUAUAUAUUAGUACAAUGGUAAAGAAAUUCGGACUCAGAACUAAUAUUAUGUAAGGCAUACUAGUGGAACAAGUGGUAUGUGAAGAAUACACGGAAGCAAAAGUUCAUUUGUUCAUACCUAAGCUCUCGAGUCAUACAUGAUGGAUCCUCAAUUCAAAUAGAACCAUGUUGUGCUAAGCUUAUUUUAAAAUAGAGAAUGCUUGUCGGAAGAUCUAAAUUAUAACAAUCCAUCGCAAUGCCGAACUAGGUCCGCAAUACUAAGUCUCACAUCAGAGCAAAAUGGUUUUGGAUUGUGUUGUGGUGGUUUCACACACGUGCAAGGCAUCGAGGUGAAUACAAAAGCAGAAAUAUUAUAGAUAAUGGGAAAUUAGAAAUAUAUCAGGUAAAUAGAGUUUUCUAUUUCUCAGGAUAAAAACAAAAUAGGAAAUAGGAAUAGAGUAGUAUAUUAAAAUUAGGGUCUAUGUCAACUAAGCCAAAACAGAAUGGAGCGUGAUGUGAAAGCCAAACUCUCUUUUUUUCUUUUCUUUUUUGGGAUCAAUGUGAAAGCCCUACUCUGUGCGUGGUGAUAAGUGUGUAACGAUGGAGCAUCCAAAUGUCACGGUGUCUUGCAAGGAGCU
Molecule: messenger RNA, 1751 nt
Organism: Triticum urartu
Lineage: Eukaryota; Viridiplantae; Streptophyta; Magnoliopsida; Poales; Poaceae
Source: RefSeq, a predicted model, not a curated record